Molecule: messenger RNA, 4402 nt
Organism: Anguilla rostrata (American eel)
Lineage: Eukaryota; Metazoa; Chordata; Actinopteri; Anguilliformes; Anguillidae
Product: cyclic AMP-dependent transcription factor ATF-2-like
Exons: 13
Coding region: 969-2462 (497 amino acids)
Biological process (GO): regulation of transcription by RNA polymerase II
Molecular function (GO): cAMP response element binding; DNA-binding transcription factor activity, RNA polymerase II-specific
Source: RefSeq, a predicted model, not a curated record
ACUCCAUUUAAAUUGAUAGCGGUUGGAAACAAAGAUAUUGUACACGGGUUAAGUGAAAUCCUACAGAUGUUCAGUAUUAUCAUAUGAUGCUCAUUCUGAAUUAUUACUACAUGCACGGGUCUGUAGUAAUAAUAAUAGCUUAUAAUAUGGCGACGGUGAUUGCAGCCAGCUAGCGGUAACAGUGUGGCUAACAUUACCCUCAGCCAAAUCCAACCCGUAGGAUACCUCAGCAAGAGAGGGGUGCUAACUGGCGAGUCAAAACAAUCGAUGUGUACGACAAUAAUUCGUGACAUUGUUUGAUUGAUCGCUAGCAUGUUUCCCCGUUAGCAUUACCAUUAUUGCAAGAAUGAAAAUAAUUUGCUUGGUAGUAAUUAUCAGCAGGCGUAAACGACAGCAGGUAGCUACAUGGUUAUCGUUGUUUCACCAGCUGACAACUUACCGUAGACAAUGUUGCUAUGAUCUGUCAAGCUAGCUAAUGCUAGCUGCCUAGAACUACCAGUAUGGAACUGUUGAAACGUGCCAUCAAAGCAGCUGUUUUCGCAUAUGAACAGUUAGCACAAGAUCCACAGCAAUGUAGCAGACACCUGCAUUUGCUUGACUGUAUAAUUUUGACAGCUCGCACACCUGUUUUGGAUGGCGGGCAUAGCUAAUCGUCGAUUAAAUAGAACCAGUUACCUAUCUCGCACAGAAAGCCGAAUCAUUUUAGCGACUCUAGCUGAGAACACUUAUCAUCCAGCGGGUUCUGAGUAAUGUCCUGAUGAAUCUGGGAAAAACAGCAAUAAGAGGAAAUGGGGGACUCCGAAAUAAGAUUGUGCGAGGACGAUUCCGUAAAGCUGUGCUAAUACUAUAUAUGUACACGCCAGAAUGUUGGUCAGAAAUCGAUCAGAAAUGCCAGUUUGUUUAGCCGAGAUCUGGAGCAUACGAUGGCCGGUGCAGUGUUAAAAUGAUAUAAAACGGAUUGACUGAAUAUGAGUGAUGACAAACCCUUCGUAUGCACUGCUCCUGGGUGUGGUCAGCGGUUCACCAAUGAAGACCAUUUGGCCGUCCAUAAACACAAACAUGAGAUGACACUAAAGUUUGGUCCAGCUCGGAAUGACAGUGUCAUUGUUGCUGACCAAACACCAACACCCACUCGCUUUUUGAAGAACUGUGAAGAAGUGGGACUGUUUAAUGAACUUGCUAGUCCUUUUGAACAUGACUUCAAAAAAGCAACAGAAGAGGACAUCAAAAAGCUCCCCUUGGACUUGUCCCCACUUGCUACGCCAGUCAUCAGAAGUAAAAUUGAGGAGCCCUGCGCUGCAGUCUCCCAGCGGGACAGUCCCCUGCCGCACCCCGAGUCCACCACCAGUGAUGACAGGGACGUUUCUCUGCAGCCCUCGUCCCAGCCGGCUUCCACCAUCAUCCGCCCCGCGUCUCUGCAGGUGCCCAGCGUCCUGCUGGCGGGUCCAGACGCCAGCCUGGUGGUCCAGCCCACCCUGCCCUCGCCAACCUCCAGCUCUGUCAUUACACAGGUCCCAUCCGCCAACAGACCCAUAGUCCCCGUGUCUGGAACCUUCCCCGUGCUUCUGCAGCUUCCCAAUGGACAGACGAUGCCUGUCGCUAUCCCAGCAUCCAUUGCAAACCCAAGUGUGCAUAUUCCCACUACCAUGCCUCAGCUGGUCAGACCUGUCACCGUAGUGCCUAACGUCCCAGGAAUCCCAGGCCCCUCAUCACCACAACCCAUCCAAUCAGAGGCCAAAUUGAGGCUGAAAGCGGCUCUGACUCAGCAGCACGCUCAGGUACCUAAUGGAGAGGCGGGAGAUGCCCAGACCAGUGCUGUCACUCAUACUAAUACUCCACCCCCUGCCCCAGCUGAGGAGCCCUGUCCACAGUCUCUGCAGCAGCCUGCCACCUCUACCACAGAGACACCUGUGAGUGCCUCCCCGGCGCCCCCCGCCCAGCACACCCCCAGCACGGGGGGGCGGCGACGCAGGGCCAUGAGCGAGGACCCCGACGAGAAACGGCGCAAGUUCCUGGAGCGGAACCGCGCGGCCGCCUCCCGCUGCAGGCAGAAGAGGAAAGUGUGGGUCCAGUCCCUGGAGAAGAAGGCCGAGGACCUCAACUCCCUCAACGGGCAGCUACAGAGUGAAGUCACCCUGCUGAGAAACGAGGUGGCUCAGCUCAAACAGCUCCUCCUGGCUCAUAAAGACUGCCCUGUGACCGCCAUGCAGAAGAAAUCUGCCUAUCACAACGCCGAGGAUGACAGCGAGGUGAUGUCGGUCCCCGGAAGCCCCCAGGCCGAGGCCAUCCAGCACAGCUCCGUAAGCACCUCCAACGGGGUCAGCUCCUCCUCCGCGACCCCGGCCGGCCCCGCCCCCGGCCCCGCCCCCGCCCCCGCCCCCCAAGCGGACCAGAGCACGGAGGAGAGCCGACCGCCGGCGGGGGGCGACGCGCCCGCCCAAACCCAGCCGUCGGGAAGCUGAUCGGACGAGCCGCCGCGUUCUUCACACGACCGCUGGGGGCGGUGCCGGAGGACCUGUCACUCAUGCCCGUGUCAGAGACUGCUGUAUUUAUCUUUCCUGUUGAUUUUCUGUUUAAUUUAAUUUAUUUUUUUAAGGUGUUAUUGUUUUAUUUAUGUUACUUAAAUGCCAAAUCCGUCUUAUUUAAAAGGAAUGGACACUCGGGACGACGUGAAAUCCGGACCGAUUUCUCAUUUCUGUUUCCCGUGGUUUGCCGUUUACCGUUGAUUGUAUUUAUUCGAUUAUUUAAAUAAUUCCAUGCGCUUGAUUUGUGGAAGCUUUUGAGCACCGUAAAUGUUUUGCGUGUCACUUUCCAGCGGACGAGGCGGUGAUUUGUUAAUGGGACAUUCCUACCAAAGUGUGUCCGCGAGCUCAUUGGCUCAUUCACUUUAUGAUUUUCCGUCGGUUUGAAGCACUAUCAGGAGGCGUGAGGAGAAGACGUCACUUUCGUUUCGUUGCCUUCUUUCAUUUUGCACAUGAGGAAGAGAGGUUUUAAAUAUGUUUUUUUUUUUUUACAGAUUUUGGCUGUAUAGCAGUUUGAAGUCCUGGCUUUUAGAAUAGGUUUUGAUACUUGUCUUGUUACUGAACCCCCAUCAAUUUAAACUGAAAUGGGGGGGCAGGCAGGAUAUUUUGUGUGCGUGAGUAGUGUGGCUGCCUUCGCAGUGGCGCGGUGUCGUUUGAAUGUCGCCGGUUGCCUCCACUUGUAAAAUAGUCUGAAAGGAGCAGCUUGGAUUAGAAACGUGUGUUUUAAGAGCAUUGCGUCGACUAACAUUCCCUGUGUAGUCUGAUUGUCACAGAUGCGCUGAUUGUAGGGUUGCAGUAAUUCUUUUCUCAACGUUUAGACAUCUCCUCGAUGUUGACUUUACUAAAUGUGCCAUUAAUAUUUAUUAUUAAACGACUAAGACUUUAUUUUGACUUGUAAUGCUUAGACAGCCGUGUCCAUUCAGUGUUGCAGUCGUGAAGGUGUCCUUUGUACAUAAUGAAUUCAUUUGAAUAUCAAAUAUGUUUUAUUUACAUUUGCUAUAUCAUUUCUGCUUACUCACAACUUUUGGGUUUGGCAGUUGGUGCAAUGAAAAUUGUACUUUAUUUAAUUUACUUUUUUAAGUGUGACAUUUUAGGAAACAUUGUAAAUGGCAUUAUUGAUGAUACAUUUUGUUAGAGCCUUCCAGAGAAUAUGCACAUUGUUUUUAAUAGGAUCGUUUUAUUGCUGUACAAGUCCCACAAAUAAGCUGUGUAUAUAUGUGUGUGUGUGUGUGUGUAUAUGUAUAUGUGUGUAUACACACACACACACACACACACAUGCACACACACACACUCAUAAAAAAUCUAACCUUAACGUGAGAACUCCACAUCCUAGAAACCAAGCAGAAUACAUGAUUGCGUAUUUUAUAUCAAUAAUCAGAAUAAGAUCUCAUGCUGCUCAGUAAAUUUAAAAAAUGUAUAAUGUAUUUAUCAGUUAAUGCAAUUACUGACAAUAGCCAGAAUUAAUUGUAGGUUACAGAUCACUACAUCAUUAUUUUAAAUCCAUUAAAAUGUAUUUGCUUACUACUGUGUAGUUCUAUGAGACAUUGCAGCAUUAUUUUAAUCUUCUACUGAAAAUUCUCACAUUUAAGGUCGUUUGUACUUUCAUUGUUUUGUGCUUUUUGCAUGUGUAAAUUCUCUGAGAGAAUUAGACCAAUAUUUAAAUAAUGUCUCAGUUAAAGAAGUAAAAUUGAACAUGUUGUACGACCUUGGAUUGUGGCCAGGUGAUCCAAGCUUCAUCACUGGUCUUGUAAGUAGUUAAUCCUGGUUAACUGCAUUAAAAGGGUGUGAUACUGUUGUGUUGGCAGUAAACUUGUAACUUGUGAAAGUUCUGUAUAAAAUAUAAAAUGUUGGAAUAAAUCUUUUAAUAUCUCUUUAAAGUC